CGUGUUGUUUCAUCUCCAGGAUGGCGUAGGAGUUGAUGAGAAGCUUUCCUUACGGCGAGUAGCGGUGGUUGAAGAUUUCUUUGACAUCAUCUAUUCCAUGCAUGUGGAGACAGGGCCGAAUGGAGAACAAAUCCGAAAACACGCUGGGCAGAAGAGAACUUACAAAGCAAUUUCAGAGAGCUACGCCUUCCUACCAAGAGAAGCAGUGACGCGGUUUCUAAUGAGCUGUUCCGAGUGCCAGAAAAGAAUGCACUUGAACCCAGAUGGGACCGAUCACAAAGAUAAUGGGAAGCCUCCUACCCUGGUGACCAGCAUGAUCGACUACAACAUGCCAAUCACCAUGGCGUACAUGAAGCACAUGAAACUGCAGCUGCUAAACUCACAGCAAGAUGAGGAUGAAAGUUCAAUAGAGAGUGAUGAAUUUGAUAUGAGUGAUUCAACUCGGAUGUCCGCCGUGAACUCUGACCUUAGCUCCAAUCUGGAAGAAAGAAUGCAAAGUCCCCAGACUCUCCAGGGCCAGCAAGAUGGUAAGCUUUUCACACCGAACAAACGAGAGAUGAGGCAGCGAGACCAGCAAUGAGUAAGACUCUAUUAAAAUCACAACCACCUCUUCCCUCUUGUGUCCACUUAAAAAAAAUCUGUCUCUAUGGAGACAUUUUCUGGGCACUCAGGUUAUGUCAUCCACUUUAUUAUUUUUAGAUUUAAGUACUCUUUUCAAAAUUAAAGUGUUAGACUGAUUUAUAAAAAGAUGUCAGUUAUGAAAUCCAGGCAUAUCAUGCUUUCUUUUUAAAUAUGAAAUGUGCCACAAGAGUGCAGUUGGAUAUCUAGGAUAAUGUCUCCUUGGCUUUGGUUUCUUGUGCCAUCCUUUAUAUUUGAGAAAAUGAAGAGUUUAAAGAUGAUUACAUUUUCUAUUAACAAACAGCCCAGC
This is a messenger RNA of Rattus rattus (black rat), 928 nucleotides long. Its product is annotated as nucleolar protein 4-like. The coding region runs from base 98 to 580 and encodes 160 amino acids. The record is from RefSeq and is a predicted model, not a curated record. The transcript is spliced from 4 exons. Lineage: Eukaryota; Metazoa; Chordata; Mammalia; Rodentia; Muridae.